AACUUGUCUUCUUCAACCGGCGAGUCUUCACAGUAGUAUAGUAAGAUACCCUGAAAGCUUCAGCUGAUCACAGAUAUGGCCUUUACGAGAAUGUUGAGAUGCCUUUCUCGAAGCUUUACAACCGUUUCUUCCAGCUCACCACGAGUCUGUAUCGUCGGUAGUGGACCCGCCGGAUUUUACACCGCCGACAAGAUUCUGAAAGCGCAUGAAGGCGCCCAAGUCGAUAUAAUCGACCGCUUACCGACGCCGUUUGGGUUAGUCCGAUCUGGUGUUGCUCCAGAUCAUCCUGAAACCAAGACUGUGACAAACCAGUUUUCUCGGAUAGUUCAAAAUGGCCGCUGCUCGUUCCUUGGGAAUGUCUCUCUUGGAUCUUCGGUAUCUUUGUCUGAGCUACGUGAUCUGUAUGAUGUGGUAGUGCUUUGCUAUGGUGCUGAAAGUGACAGAGCUCUUGGCAUUCCUGGAGAAGUACAUAUCAUGAACUUGGAUUUGGCAGGGAUAUAUUCUGCUAGAGAGUUUGUCUGGUGGUAUAAUGGGCACCCAGACUGCAGAAACUUGGCUCCAGACUUGAAGAACACAGAUACUGCUGUUGUUGUUGGUCAGGGAAAUGUAGCUCUUGAUGUGGCCCGUGUACUUUUACGAUCAACCUCUGAGUUGGCAAAAACUGAUAUUUCUUCCCAUGCUUUGGCUGCUCUAGAAGAAAGCUCUAUAAGAAAAGUUUAUGUGGUUGGCAGACGUGGACCAGUGCAGGCAUCUUUCACUGCAAAGGAGCUACGUGAAAUUCUUGGUAUCAAGAAUUUGUACAUUCACAUUGAGGAAGCAGAUCUGCAUAAAACACCCGCUGAUGAGGACGUACUAAAGAAUAAUCGGAUCAAUAGGAGAAUUCACGAGUUGCUCUCUAAGGCAGCUACUUCUGCAGCUCCAUUUCCUACUCUUGGCCAACGUGAACUACACUUUGUUUUCUUUCGAAAACCAGAAAGGUUUUUAGAAUCAGAUGCUAGACGCAGUCAUGUAGCUGGUGUGAACUUUGAGCGCACAAUUAUUAGAGAAGAUGGGUCUGGGAAACAGGUUGCAGUUGGUACAGGACAGUUUGAUGACUUGGAAUGCGGGCUGGUUUUGAAGAGUAUCGGUUAUAAAUCAGUAUGUGUUGAGGGCUUACCUUUUGAUCCCCGGAAUGGCAUAGUUCCAAACAUUAGAGGUCGUGUCCUAAGUGAUUCUACAGGAGACCUCACAGAGGUCGAGAAGGGUUUAUACGUAUGUGGUUGGUUGAAAAGAGGACCAACUGGAAUCAUCGCUACCAAUCUUUACUGUGCUGAAGAAACUGUUGCCAGCAUUUCUGAAGAUAUCAAGAAAGGAAUUCUACCAUCCACAUCUGACCCAUCAAAGCCGGGGAGGGAGGGCCUCCUUCAACUACUGGACAGUAAGAACUCCACAGUCAUCCCAUUCGAGGGCUGGCAGAAGAUCGAUGCUGAAGAGAAAAGGCGAGGGUGUUUGAAAAACAAACCCAGAGAAAAACUCACCAGUUGGCAGGAACUACUUGAAGUUGCCAGGAAAUGAGGAUUCUCACAAAUCAGAACAUAAUUCGGUUUUGACAGCAAUGCCCCCCGCCCGAUUCAAUCCUUUUCUGAUUACGAAUGACAUUUCACUUCUGGGUUAGUAUACAUGACUUGAGCUGUAUUGCAUUCUUGGAGUUUAUACAUUAGGCUAGAAAUAAUUAUUUCUUGAAUAAUUGAAGCUCUUGUAUGGUGCUAAUGUUGUUAUAGUCCCAGAUGCUCUUGAGAAACAAAAUUCUUCUUAUAAUUUAAUCAUUUUUAGAACAAA
Ipomoea nil (Japanese morning glory) is the source of this 1818-nucleotide messenger RNA. RefSeq names its product NADPH:adrenodoxin oxidoreductase, mitochondrial. The record is from RefSeq and is a predicted model, not a curated record. Bases 76 to 1554 code for a protein of 492 amino acids. Lineage: Eukaryota; Viridiplantae; Streptophyta; Magnoliopsida; Solanales; Convolvulaceae. The transcript is spliced from 13 exons. Gene Ontology annotation, molecular function: oxidoreductase activity.